AUGGCCGAGCGAGGGGCCAAUGUGACCACCAUAACUGAAUUCCUGCUGUUGGGGCUCCCUGAGGGCCGGGCACAGCAGGUGUUGUGUGCCACCCUUUUCUUGCUGAUCUACCUGGUGGCCCUAACAGGGAACCUCCUCAUCAUCACCCUCACCAGUCUGGACCGCCGUCUCCAGACCCCCAUGUAUUUCUUCCUGAAGAACCUGUCCUUGAUUGACAUCUGCUAUGUGUCCGUCACUGCCCCCAAGUCCAUCAUGAACUCUCUGACCAACAGUCGCUCCAUCUCUGUGCUGGGCUGUGCCUCCCAGGUCUUCUUUGUCUUUGUCUUUGCCAGCUCAGAGUUGGCCCUACUUCUGGUGAUGUCCCAUGACCGCUAUGUGGCCAUCUGCCGCCCUCUGCACUACGAGGCCGUCAUGUGUCGAGGUGCCUGUGUGCGGGCGAUGAGUGCAGUGUGGCUCAGUGGGUGUGCGUAUGGGUCCCUCCACACCACAGGCACAUUCUCUGUCCACUUCUGUGGGUCCAACGUCCUGCCCCUGCUCUUCUGUGAUGUCCCCUCGCUGCUCGUGCUGGCUUGCUCUGGAGAGCAGUCCCUGGAAUACGCAUUCCUCAUCGCCAGCUUUGCUCUGGCCUUUUCCUGCUUUCUUUUCAUGGUUGCCUCUUAUGUUCACAUUUUCUUGGCUGUCCUGAGGAUUCCAUCUGCACAUGGAAGGCUCAAAACCUUCUCCACCUGCAUGCCACACCUCGUGGUGGUGACGCUGUUUCUGUGUGCCGGCAGCGUCUCCUACUUUGGCACCACCGAUGAUUCCGUGUCUCCCUGGAACCUGCUCAUGUCUGUGGUGUAUUCUAUGGUCCCUCCCAGCCUGAACCCACUCAUCUACAGCCUGAGGAACAAGGACAUGAAGGAGGCCCUGGGCAAGCUGCUGAGGGGUCAGUUGUCAGCAAAGCUGUAA
This is a messenger RNA of Ochotona princeps (American pika), 948 nucleotides long. RefSeq names its product olfactory receptor 14A16-like. Gene Ontology annotation, cellular component: membrane. Gene Ontology annotation, molecular function: G protein-coupled receptor activity; odorant binding; olfactory receptor activity. Gene Ontology annotation, biological process: G protein-coupled receptor signaling pathway. Lineage: Eukaryota; Metazoa; Chordata; Mammalia; Lagomorpha; Ochotonidae. The record is from RefSeq and is a predicted model, not a curated record. The coding region runs from base 1 to 948 and encodes 315 amino acids. The transcript has a single exon.